CGCACCAUACGACCCGUUUGGCGCGUGUGUGGUGGACUUUAUAUUUUUUUGUUAUUUUUUAUUAUAUAUGUGUAAUAUGUUGCGUCAGUGCAUUACGUUGGCAGUACUGGGGUGUGCAUUGGCGGCGCCACAGCACCAAUACCAAACUCAACAGCAACAGGAUGAAGGUAUCCCUCCACACCUACUGAGGGAGUACAUCGGUGCCCAGCAGCCGGCGCAGGCGCAAACACAGAUCAUCCCGCGACCUGCUCACCUCGGCGGUGCUCAAGCUCCCGCCAGAUUGCCCUACCAAGUGCAAGCUGAGAACCAGUACCAACCUAGACCUCAGUACCAACCGCAGCCGCAGCCGCAGCCGCAACCGCAACCGCAGCAGUAUCGCCAGCAGUACGCGCAGGAGGGACCUCAGCGCACCCCUGAGGAUUAUGACCCUAAUCCGUCUUACCAAUUCGGGUUCGACGUGAACGACGACCAGUACACCAACUACCAGAACCGCAAGGAGCAGAGGGACGGUGAUGUCAUCAAGGGCUCCUACUCUGUGGUCGAUAGCGAUGGCUUUGUGCGAACGGUCACCUACACCGCCGACCCUAAGGAGGGUUUCAAGGCUGAGGUUUCAAGAAAGCCGACCGACAUCGUAGUAAAGAUUCCAACUCCCAGGCCCCAGGGUCUGGAGCAUCUAGGUCACCAGCAGUCGCAACCGCAAAUUCAGCACCAACAUCAGCCGCAACACCAACAGCAGCCUCAACACCAGGUCUCCCCGCAGUACUAUCCUCGUUACGAGCAAUAGAUCAUAAACAGUUACAUGUGUAAUAAUAAUGUCUAAAAUUAGGAAUCGAUUUUUU
Messenger RNA from Papilio machaon (common yellow swallowtail), 839 nucleotides. RefSeq names its product endocuticle structural glycoprotein SgAbd-2 (gene Cpr66D). NCBI's taxonomy places the organism in Eukaryota, Metazoa, Arthropoda, Insecta, Lepidoptera, Papilionidae. Bases 68 to 784 code for a protein of 238 amino acids. Gene Ontology annotation, cellular component: extracellular matrix. The record is from RefSeq and is a predicted model, not a curated record. The transcript is spliced from 5 exons.